AUGUCAUUAAAAAUUCUUGUGUUUCUUGUCGUCUUUAUCGCGAUCCUUGCAAAAAAAAAAGAAAGAGAACAAAAAUUCGAAAAUUGUGAUUCUUAUGAAGAAAGCGGAAACAAUUUCUUUGACGAAAACGAUGAUUUCGAUGAAGAAAGUCUUUUUGGUGACGACGAAGAUUCUAUAGAUUAUAAAGAAAGUUCUUACGAUGACAAUGAACAUUUAUUUGAAGAGGAUGAGGAUGAUAAUAAUUUCUUUGAUGACUAUUGCAAAAUUUUUCAUGGAGAGAAUAAAAGAGGUGAACUGAAUUGUGUGUAA
Molecule: messenger RNA, 309 nt
Organism: Acaulospora morrowiae
Lineage: Eukaryota; Fungi; Glomeromycota; Glomeromycetes; Diversisporales; Acaulosporaceae
Source: the annotation of a GenBank genome assembly